Camellia sinensis is the source of this 495-nucleotide messenger RNA. The record is from RefSeq and is a predicted model, not a curated record. Lineage: Eukaryota; Viridiplantae; Streptophyta; Magnoliopsida; Ericales; Theaceae.
AUGGUAGUAGUGUCCCAAAACCCAGAUUUGAUUAAUAUUCAAGGUGAGAUAGCCAAAAUGUUGGGUUUUGAAUUAUCUGGGGGAAACAAUUUAUUUGCCAGGGUAGGGGAACUAGGAUCAAGAAUAUUGACGGCAGGAAGAAUCCUUGUAAUAUUGGAUGAUGUUUGGAAGAGACUAGGAUUGAAUGAUAUUGGAAUUCCGUGUGGAGAUCAUUACAAGGGUUGCAAAAUUGUGAUGACUUCAAGAAGUGAAGAUGUAUGCAUUGGCAUGGACACAGAUAAGAAUUUCAAGGUUGGCGUCUUAAGUGAAAAAGAAGCACGGAAUCUUUUCAAGGAGAUGGCUGGAAUUUCUAACGACGGUACAAGUCACCCAACUGAUUUGCAGUUGACACAAAUGGCAGUUGCGAAGGAAUGUGGAGGCUUGCCGAUUGCUAUUGUUACAGUCGCGAGGGCUCUUAGAUGCCAAAAAAAAACCUUCAUGGGAUUCUGCUCUUGA